AGGGACAGGGACAGGGGGGUCCUGCGGGAGGUGGGGCACCGCCGUGACGUCACUGCCCCACCCGCGGCUGGGACCGACGUCAGGGGCUGUGUUCGUGGCGACGGGGCCGGGACAGCAGCAACAGGAAGAGGACAGCAGCAACCGGGUGUGACAUCAGCUGUGACAGCAGCAACUGUGUAUGACAGCAGCAACUGUGUGUGACAGCCGCUGUGACCAGGAGUGACAUCAGCAGUGCCUCAGCCAACCUGGUGUGACACCAUCAGUGACCCAACUGAGCAGGUGUGACAUCACUGAUCACCCCACCAACCAGGUAUGACAUCAUCAGUGACCCCAACUAACUGGUUGUGACAUUGCCAGUGCCCUCCCCGACAGUUGGUGACCACACCAACUGGGUGUGACAUCACUGGGGAUCCCCAACCACAUGUGACAUCACCAGUGCCCUUGGCAUCCGAGCGUGACAUCACUGGUGACCCGACCAAGCAGGUAUGACAUCGUCAGUGACCCCAGCUAACUGGUUGUGACAUCACUGGCGACACCAGCAGCCACCUGUGCCAUCACCAGUGGUCCCACUGACCACGUGACGUCAUUGAUGACGCCAGCCAUUUGGGAGUGACAUCGUUGUGACCCAGCCAGCUGCGCCAUCACCACCAGCCAUGUGGCGCCUCAGCGGCGUGGCAGUGCCGCGGGCUCUGGCUGCUGUGGGCUGGCCCUGUGUCCCCUGCCGCCCCUGCUCGAGGCCACCACCAGAGCCACCGCAGGACCUGGCGGUGCCCAACUGUAGCUGGAGUGAGCCCAUGCGGCGCCACUACCAGCGCCUGCUCGCCAUGGCCGCCGACGGCUCCUGGCUGCGGCUGCCCUCCUACCGCCGUGCCAUCCACCACCUGCCCAAGGCUGUCCCCGAGGCCACCCAAGGCCAGCCACCGGCUGUCGCCACGGGGGACACGCGGCUCUUCCUGCGUGCCAUCGAGGGUGCGGGCACUGGCUUCGAGUUUGCCAUGUUCCUCAAUGCCACCGAGCGCCGCCUGCUCUGCCUCCUCCAGCCGGGACCCUACCUGGAGGGGCACCCCGGCCUGACCCACGGCGGUGCCAUCGCCACCAUCAUCGAUGCCACGCUGGGCAUCUGCGCCCUGGCGGUGGCCGGCAAGGUGAUGACAGCCAACCUCAGCAUUGACUAUCUGGCUCCCGUCCCGCUGGGCACCGUGCUGCUGGUGGAGGGCUGCACCGAGAGGACCGAGGGACGGAAGCUCUUCCUUGGUGGCCACGUCCGCAGCGCUGAUGGGGACACGCUGCACGCCAGGGCCACCGGUCUCUUCAUCCGGCCGGAGCCCACCACGGAGCAGGUGCCGCAGGAGUACAGCAGCCGGUAGCCGCCGCUGGCCCCAUCUGCGUCUCCUCUGUCUCCUCGGGCACCUCCGUGUCCUUAUCUGUCCUUUCCGGUGACCCUCGAGGUCCCCCCAAGUCACCCUGUACCCCCCCCGCCCCUCUUCCUAAAUGUCCCCAAGGUGGCGUCCUCCACCCAUCCAAGCCACUGGAGGCCA
This is a messenger RNA of Pogoniulus pusillus (Red-fronted tinkerbird), 1538 nucleotides long. Its product is annotated as acyl-coenzyme A thioesterase THEM4-like. Bases 654 to 1367 code for a protein of 237 amino acids. Lineage: Eukaryota; Metazoa; Chordata; Aves; Piciformes; Lybiidae. The record is from RefSeq and is a predicted model, not a curated record. The transcript has 5 exons.